AUGAAAAAAUCGUUGAAAGAUUUGGCUCCUAUUGCCAUUCCACACGGUGCGCCCGUAGAAUCAACAGCAGAAUAUUUCAAGUCAUUGAUGGAAACAUCUCGUAUGGUGAAGAAAUAUCCAGUAUGGGACGUUGCGCGACCAACUCCCCAAGUAUUGAUGGAACAGGCGCGACGAGAUCUCAUGGAAGCGGACGAGAAACUAGCACUCAAACGUGACGAAGAGCAAGAAAAUAGAAUCGCAAUGGAUGUUAAAUGGCAAGACUUACGCGAGAAAGAAAUGCUCUUGAAAGAUUCAUUUAUAAGUUUCAACAAGUUUAUUAGAGAAAAUCAAGAGAAACGCGAUCGUGCGGAACGCAAGAUGGCAGAUGAUAACGAAGCGCUGGAACGUAAAACCAGAGAGACGGAAGCGAUAAGGCAACGUGUUGCAGAGAUGGAGGAAGUAAAACAAUUGAUGGAAAAGCAAGUUAAAGAUUAUACAAUUUAUGAGGACUACUUGAUGUCGGUAGUGCAUAACUACCCCGAAUUUAAGCAACCUUUGGAUGUCCUCAACAGAUACGAAGCUUUAGCCGCAGCUAAAAGCACGCUAGCAGAACGUCAAGAGCGUGAUCUUGAAAUGCUGGAGUCCGCUCGUCAAGAAAUCGCAGCUCUGACCGAAGAGAAGAAGCUCUCUAUUAUGGGACUUAACAAUACUCUCGCUGAUCUUAGGUGGCGUUAUGACAAAGUUAGAAAUCGCGUCAUAAAAUGGGAGCUAGCCCUAAAUCGUCUAAAGGAAACAGCUGCCAAACGGCACGUGGAACUUUGCCAUGUCCAGUCUGCAAUUUGGAGUCUUUACGUGAAGAUUUGCAAGCAGAAGGCCUUAGCGAUAGACGUCAAGAGUGGGGACUUUGAACAACAGUUGGUUGUGAUUAUGCGGGCGUUGUUGGAAUUGAAACGAAUCUAUAAGAUUGCUCAACGACGUUCGAAGGAAAAAGACGCAGAAUCAACACAGACAUCAUAGAAUCAGCGAUCAAAAGAAACAGCGAUUGUUACUAAAAUGUAUUCUGAAUUGUUUUAUCUUUAAAAUUAAAUUAUACCUAUACCCAUU
Melitaea cinxia (Glanville fritillary) is the source of this 1083-nucleotide messenger RNA. Its product is annotated as coiled-coil domain-containing protein 42 homolog. Lineage: Eukaryota; Metazoa; Arthropoda; Insecta; Lepidoptera; Nymphalidae. The coding region runs from base 1 to 996 and encodes 331 amino acids. The record is from RefSeq and is a predicted model, not a curated record. The transcript has 7 exons.